Chiloscyllium plagiosum (whitespotted bambooshark) is the source of this 524-nucleotide messenger RNA. The record is from RefSeq and is a predicted model, not a curated record. Lineage: Eukaryota; Metazoa; Chordata; Chondrichthyes; Orectolobiformes; Hemiscylliidae.
CACAAGGAACACUUUCACAGACGCGUUCACACCGGGGAGAAGCCAUUCAUCUGCUCAGUGUGUGGGAAGGGAUUCACAAAUUCUUCCAACCUGCGGGCGCACCAGUGGGUCCACACGGGAGAGAAGCCGUUCACGUGCUUGGUGUGCAGGAAGGGGUUCACGCAUUCAUCUGCACUGCUGACCCACCAGCGGGUCCACACUGGGGAGAGGCCGUUCGGUUGCUCAGAGUGCGGGAAGGCUUUCCGUCGUGUGAGCAACUUGAGGAAGCAUGAGCGGCUCCACACGGGGGAGAGGCCGUUCACCUGCCCAGAGUGUGGGAAGGGAUUCAUUGAUUCUUCCAGCCUGCUGAACCACCAGCGGAUCCACACAGGGGAAAGACCAUUCACCUGCUCUGUGUGUGGGAAAGGAUUCAAUCAUUUGAGCAAUUUGCGGCAGCAUAAGCGGGUCCACACAGGGGAGAGGCCAUUCACCUGCCCCGAGUGUGGGAAGGGAUUUACCAAUUCUUCCAACCUGCUGACCCACCA